AUGGUUUAUAAUUUCUUUAUUGGUUUAUGUCUGAUUCUAUCAAGUAUCUAUGGAAUUACCGCCAAUAUAUCUGCUAAUCGAACUGAUGGAUGUGAACAUCAAAUAACUUUACAACGAAUAAAGAGCUUAUUAAAACAAUAUUCCUGUGUAAACAUUAAAAAAGAAAGUGAUUACCAUCGAAUGAUACCUAAUAUUUAUGCAUUUAGUGUCGAUAUGAAGGUACUACAAACAAUUAUCACUGAUCACCGUACUCUAAUUAGUUAUUUGAUAAAUUAUUUACAUAAUAAUUCUGUUAAUGCAACAUUUGUUGCUGAUGCUAUUCGUAAUCAUCAUUCAAAAACUGGUCCAAUCUUAACAAGUUGGCGUGAUCUAAUCCAUUUAUUUUUUAUGAGUAUAUUUAUUGGAUAUCUAAUUCAUUUAUGGAUGUACCACGUUGGUUUCAGACCAUGUAAUCGUUGUUUAUCAUUUUUAUCGAAAUUUUUAUUUGUUCGUUUCUACAAACGACAAGAAUUUGAACAACAACAAAAUCUAUAG
Rotaria sordida is the source of this 534-nucleotide messenger RNA. The record is from the annotation of a GenBank genome assembly. Lineage: Eukaryota; Metazoa; Rotifera; Eurotatoria; Philodinida; Philodinidae.